GAAACUGCUUAUACUUUUAUUUUAUACUUUGCUGGCUGAGGGACUCUGGGAGUUGAAGUCCACAAGUCUUAAAGGGACCAAGGUUGAAGACCCCUGAACUAUUCCUGCCCGGCUUUACCGCCUCCGGGCCUAAUUCCCUUCACCCGCGCAUCCCCUCCCACUCCCCAACCGAAUAUUCCGCCACCACGUGACUCCGACCGACUUUUGAGCGUCUACACAGAACAGGGCAUGCGCAGAAGACCUUUGUCGGGCCCGGAUGUUGGACAGAGGACAGGAGAGGCGGUAGCUGCCUCAUGAGACGCUCUAGUCAAGAGCAAUAAAACGAGGGAUUGUAAUCUUGUGCCUCUCUAGGAAGCAGUCAUAUCUCACCGAGUCUGUGGGAGGCCUGGCGAGCGCGAGAAGUUUUGGCGGGAGAGACUCGCAGCUGUUCUUCUCCGCCUCAGAAGCCCUGAGGGAGCGGAGCUCCAUUUUCUCCCCUCAAACCGGGAAAGGAGCGGGGAGAGUGGGUGAGGAAAGGUCGGCCGUGAGCGAAGGCGGCAUCGGAGGGACUUUCAGCCGUUCGUGCUUCGUUGAAGCCGGAGACCGAAUGGAGGCCCGGUUGUCUCCCUUGAAAGCGGGGAGCGGCCUUCCCGAGGAGCCCCGCAGCUCCGAGGCUGAGCGCUGGCGGUUCCGCAGCUGCCGCUCCCUGGAAGCCGAGGGGCCCCGGGCGCUCUGCAGCCGCCUGCACGGGCUGUGCCGGGGGUGGCUGCGGCCCGAGCGGCGCAGCAAAGCCGAGAUGCUGGACCUGGUGGUGCUGGAGCAGCUGCUGGCCCUGCUGCCCCCGGAGCUGUCGGGCUGGCUGAGGGAAUGCGGGGCGGAGAGCUGCGCCCAGGCGGUGGCCCUGGCCGAAGGUUACCUCCUCGGCCCCGCACUUGCUCCGGAGGCCGGAAAGGGGCGGCAGUUGCAGGAGCCGUUAAUUGAGGAGAUCUCAGCAGAGCUCCAAGGAAGAGGAGAUCCAUCUAAUGAUUCUAAAGAGCUUCUUUUCAGGAGGAUGCAACUGGGGCCACCUUGCCAAGACUCUGAUCUCUUUGAGGAGGUGGCUGUGGACUUUACAGAGGAGGAGUGGGCACUGCUGGAUUCUAGCCAGAAGGCUUUGUGCAGAGAAGUCAUGCUGGAGGUUACUAUGAAUAUGCCUGCUUUGGGUGAUGGUGAUAGGCUGGAAAAUGAGAACGAGAAGUGGCAGCGGUUAUUUAAACUACCAAGGGCAGAGUCUUCAAAUAACCAAAGCGACUUCCGUACAAGGCAUAAUCUGACUCACCAUCAGAGGGGCCACUCAAGUGAAAACACAUAUAGUUGCGUGGAGUUUGGAAAGAGAUUCACUGAGAGUUAUGAUAUUACAUACGAUCAAAGGAUUGACACAGAAGACAAAUUGCAUAAAUGCCUGGAGUGUGGAAAGAGCUUUAUUGACGAAUGGCGCCUUACUUUCCAUCUAAGGAUGCACACGGCAGAAAGACCGUAUAAAUGCGUGGAGUGUGGAAAAAGCUUUUGUCAGAACUCAGAUCUUAUUCGCCAUAAGAGAAUCCACACUGGGGAGAGACCUUAUAAAUGUAUACAAUGUGGGAAAGCGUUUACUCGGAAAAGUGGUCUUAUUAGUCAUGAAAGAAUCCAUACAGGGGAGAAACCAUUUCAAUGUACAGAAUGUGGAAAGAGUUUCGCUCAGAAAAGACCCCUUAAAUUGCAUGAGAAAAUCCACAGGGCUGAGAUCGUACAAAUUCAAUUAUAAAUAAAUAAAUGCAUAGAGUGUGGAAAAAGUUUUAACUGCAGCAAAGAUCUUAUUUGUUAUGAAAGGACCCACACUGGGGAGUGACUAUACAAGUACAUGGAAUGCGGAAAGCAAUUUACUCGGAAAAAUGAUCUUACUAAUCAUGAAAGAGUUCAUACGGGGAGAGAGACCAUAUAAAUCCACAGAAUGUGGAGCAGGUUUUGCUCAAAGGGGGCUUUCCUGAGACAUGGUUUAGCAUUUGUUCACUGAAGGUGGUAAUCUUGGGUGAAAGGCCAAUUUUCUUACUUUAGCAAUGAGAACUCAGGAUAAAAGACAUCUUAGGUUAUGCUCAAAUUAGGAGGAAUGUUGCACACUAUUACAUUUAUUGUUUCCACUGCAUUUUGACCUUAGUCUAGAGGCUACCCGGAUCUUACGUCCACCUCUAGUUCAGCUCAUUCUUUCUGUAUAUUGUAGAUAACAUUAAAACUUGUAACUAAAAGUUAAACUUGACUUGGGAUUUGAGGUGAGCAAGAAUGAAGUAUUCAAAUUGCCUUUUAAUGGUAGUUGCAUUUUUCAAGGGGUGUGUUUUAGACUCCCAAAAAGCAUUUCAAUGUUCAUCCCAAAGUCUCUCCCUGAACUGCUAAGUUUGAUGGUUUCCCCACUGCAAGGGGCACAUAAAAGCCAUGCCACACUGAAGACUCUUGUCCUCCAGAUAUAAAAGGUCCCCAAAUCUAGAGGAAAAAUAUGUAGCAAAAGAUAAAGAAGGAAAGGCCACACCUGUCAAGUGAAGUGGAGGAGCUAAACAGCAGCUCCUGAAGAAAAAUAAUAAUAAUCAAAAGAAGCAAUGAAGCUCUGGGCAUCUGGUGGCUCAACAGACUAAUGAAGUCUGUUAUUAACACAGCUGCUUCUAAUUACUGCAAGUUCUAGUCCCACCAGGCCCAAGGUUGACUCAGCCUUCCAUCCUUUAUAACAGGGGUGUCCAAACUACGGCCCGCGGGCCAACUGCGGCCCGCGGGUCAGUUUUUAUUGGCCCGCAGCAAAUUCUGAAAAUAUAAUUGAAUAUGGCCGCCUUCACCAUUCAGCCCGGCUUCCCAGGUGGGGUGGCCUGGUGCAAUAGAAGGUUGCCCAACGUCUUGGGUAAAAUAUGUAAUAAAAAUCGUAGAUGGCUCCUGUUUCUGUACGUGACUCUUCCGUCCCGGCACGGGGCUGUUGCAAAGAGGGUUGGGGCAGUUCAGCCGCCGAGCAGCAGGGGGAGCUCGCGCAGCAACGGAAAGGUGGCGCCUGCGUAGCUGCGCCGCCAAAAUGGGCGACUCUGAGGAUGAAUUUCGGUGGCGGGAUCCGCUGGGGCAGCGGCGGGGGGAAGCGGCGCGCGGGAUAGGCACAGGCGCUGCUCCCGCCGCCGCCCCGUCCCCUGUCCCCCCGGAGUGCGGACUGAAGCGAGGCGGUGCCCCUCGGCUGCCCGAGAGGAAGAGGCGGCGGGAGGCGGACGGAGAGCCGCU
Messenger RNA from Ahaetulla prasina, 3240 nucleotides. RefSeq names its product zinc finger and SCAN domain-containing protein 30-like. NCBI's taxonomy places the organism in Eukaryota, Metazoa, Chordata, Lepidosauria, Squamata, Colubridae. The record is from RefSeq and is a predicted model, not a curated record. Bases 587 to 1762 code for a protein of 391 amino acids. The transcript is spliced from 4 exons. Gene Ontology annotation, molecular function: DNA-binding transcription factor activity, RNA polymerase II-specific; RNA polymerase II cis-regulatory region sequence-specific DNA binding. Gene Ontology annotation, biological process: regulation of transcription by RNA polymerase II.